GAAAAUUAGUGUACUGUAUUGGUUCGCAAUGAGCCACGCAAGCCGCUUUUGCGUGCCCGAGUCAUGUACACCUAUUGCGACAAGGAAUAAGCUAAUAGAACUUGGUCCCAGUAGAAAGGAACUUAUAUCAGUUUCAUCAGAUAAAAGCAUCUCGUUCAUUUUGGGUCUUCGUCAUUCAACACACGAUCGAACACGACGUGCAACGUUUAACUCGGAAAAAAGUUUGUUCUGUGCCAUCCCAGAGCUGAAUCACUCCGCGGUAUAGUGCAAUAUAAUUACAAUUCUAGACAAAUUGCGAAAUCAUCGUGUGAAAGCUGGUGUAUUUUAAUUUUAGUGCAAAAUAGUUUUUUUCGCGUGAAACUAAACACGUGUGACAGGAACUGAUAUUACAUAAAUAAAUAAACAUAUUAUUAUUGCCUUAGCUUUGAGAAAGAAAGUAAGAUUUUAAUGUUGCACCCGUGUUUCGGUAUCCAUUUGCAUAAAAUCUGGUCUACAAUAUUUCAGUAAAUCUGGAAGGAAAGGAAUUCUUAGUCAAGUGUUCAAUAUUCCAUAGAGUUUUAAAAUUGAGGAAGCUGAUGGAAUAAGGCGUGAUGGAAUAUGUUAUAAAAAAAGGAUGUCAACUUGCUAAUAAUUUUUCGCAUUAUGUAAAAUCAGUUUUGUAUGUCUGAACAUUUAUACAACCGUAUAAUUUAAUGGAGUCUAGAGGAGGAAAGUCGAAUAUAAUAAAAAUGAACGUCAAGAUUGUACACAUUUCUGUGUGGGAAGUAGUGAAACUGCAUUGCCAGUCUUUUAUAUACGGCCUGUACUUGGUAGUGAAAAGAUUCGUCAAAUGGGCCUGGGAUCCAAAAAACUUCUUCGUGCUUCAGCAGAGAGAUAAACCUCCCCAGUGUUUAGUAGACAAUAGUUUGGGUGAACAUUCAUAUGUAAAAUUGAAGGGCGUAAAAUUUCAUUAUGUGGAGGCUGGCGACAAGGACAAACCCCUAUUAUUAUUUCUCCAUGGAUUUCCAGACUGCUGGUUAUCGUGGAGAGAACAACUACCAGUUUUAUCGAAGUAUUACAGAGUAGUAGCUCUAGAUUUAAAAGGAUUUGGUGACAGCGAUAAGCCACCUAGAAGAAGUGCAUACAAAAUUGAAAUUUUAGUGAAUGAGCUGAAACAAUUCAUUGUAGCCCUUGGAGUAAAAACUUGUAGCAUAAUUGGUCACGACCUUGGAGGCCUUUUAGGGUGGUACAUAGUGGCUUUACAUGGAGACAUGGUGUACAAAUUUAUAGCUAUAGCAAGUCCACAUCCGAAUAUUUAUUGGAACGGGAUGUCUGGCGAGACUGCUUUUGGUGACAAGUGGACACAUUUCAGCAGAUUGCCCUUCCUGCCAGAGAUCGAUGCUUUAAAAGAAGACCUGUCAAUAAUCAACGAGACGUUCAAACACCUUCAAAUCAACGAAACUAGUAAAGCAAAAAACUACGUUGAAGCAUACAAAUAUGCUUUCAGUAGAAAAGAGGACUGGACAGGCCCUAUUAAUUAUUUUCGCAAUCUGCCCUAUAUACGUUUAAAUGCAAACUCAUCUGAACCAAUUUACACUCGAACGUUACUUUUAAUUGGUAAUAUGGAUCCUACUGUGACACUCGAGAGUAUUGUCCAAAGUUCAGAGUAUAUAGAAAAGUUCAGUUUAAAAGUAGUACCUGGAGCACAUCAUUUUCCUCACCAAGAAAAGCCGGAAUUGGUGAAUGAAGCAAUUAUGAAAUUCCUAAUCGGUAAGUUAUUUUUAGACAAAACUAGUGUUGCCGUUCAAGACGAAGGAUGGCAAGGAAGUAGUCAAGGAACGCAAGGAAUGAUAGCGCGAGAUCUUGCGUUUCGAGGCAAAACAAGGCGGCCAAAUUUCAAGGCCUUGACAAGUCAAGGCCUUGAAAAGCGAGGUCUUGCUUUGGCCUUGUCUUGGGGGCUUAAGUGCCCUCCGGAAGAUGUGGAUAUUUUUCAACGACCUGGGAUAGAGGAAUAA
Messenger RNA from Belonocnema kinseyi, 1994 nucleotides. Its product is annotated as epoxide hydrolase 4-like. The coding region runs from base 693 to 1994 and encodes 433 amino acids. The record is from RefSeq and is a predicted model, not a curated record. The transcript has 6 exons. Lineage: Eukaryota; Metazoa; Arthropoda; Insecta; Hymenoptera; Cynipidae. Gene Ontology annotation, molecular function: hydrolase activity.